This is a messenger RNA of Gongylonema pulchrum, 396 nucleotides long. The record is from the annotation of a GenBank genome assembly. NCBI's taxonomy places the organism in Eukaryota, Metazoa, Nematoda, Chromadorea, Rhabditida, Gongylonematidae.
AUGCUUAAAGAUUCGAAUCCGAGCUUGGAAUCGGUGCUGCAUGGAAGCUUGUACGAUUGUUAUCCGGAUCAAUUGCAAGCCAUUGCCGUGGAAUUGUUUGCUUUGCUUACACGAGCCACCCAUCUGAUCGAUGUUCGAACUGUUGCAUUGGAAACAUUCGCCCACGACAACAGUUCUGCAGCGCAGAGCUAUCCUCCAAGUGAAGCAAAGUGUGCGCGGCUGAAGGGCGAGGAAGUGCCGCAGUCGUAUACGGCGACAUCUGCCAUAGAAGAAGUCAUACUGCAGCCACAAUUCACGCUCGAUGAUGCCGUCGCGCACUUCAUCUUAUUCUGUAUACCACCUGUACCCAAACUACAGGUAUUCAAUGCUUAUUUCCCAUUUGUAUUUGCUGAACUA